Messenger RNA from Ixodes scapularis (black-legged tick), 1206 nucleotides. Its product is annotated as ataxin-3. Gene Ontology annotation, molecular function: cysteine-type deubiquitinase activity. Lineage: Eukaryota; Metazoa; Arthropoda; Arachnida; Ixodida; Ixodidae. The transcript has 5 exons. Gene Ontology annotation, cellular component: nucleus. The record is from RefSeq and is a predicted model, not a curated record. Gene Ontology annotation, biological process: protein deubiquitination. Bases 338 to 1024 code for a protein of 228 amino acids.
ACCGUCUACUUGCAUCUAUUUGUUGUGCGUAGGUUUUUUUUUUGGGUGCGCGUGUGCGUGUGUUGUUGACGGUGGUUGGUGUUGUGCCCAUCGAAGGCUUGAAUAGGAGGCGCCGGCUCGCCUACAAAAAAGGCAUCCACCUACGCGUGAAAAGGCUUCAGUCUGUGUGUAUCUGUCCACGGCAACUUUCUUCGGCUUGUGAUUGCCGAACGAACGCCGGCGGUGUCCGGCCUCCGUUCCGUUCAGCGAAUCCACGUGAAUGUCUUCGCAUUCCGUGCCAUCGGUAUGCAACUUUAGUUCGGGUGUCUACCCCGUGCUCUAGCUCAGGGAGCUCAGGAUGGAGGGCAUCUUCCACGAGAAGCAAGAGGGAUCCCUGUGCGCCCAGCACUGCCUCAACGUGCUGCUCCAGGGCGAGUACUUCACCCCCGUCGACCUGGCAGCACUGGCACGCCAGAUCGACGAGCAGGAGCGGCAGACGAUGGCUGAGGGCGGCGUGAACAGCGACGACUACCGACUCUUUAUGCAUCAACCGUCGGGAAAUCUGGACGACAGCGGCUACUUCUCAGUGCAAGUGAUCGCCAGCGCCCUCAAGGUGUGGGGCCUAGACAUUGUGCCCUACAGCAGCAGCGACCCCGUGGCACAGGCGGCCCAGGCGGACCCCACGCAGCAGCAGGCGUACAUCUGCAACUACAAGGACCACUGGUUCACGGUGCGCAGGCUGGGCGGCCACUGGUUCAACCUCAACUCCCUGCUCCCGGGGCCCGAGCCCAUCUCCAGCACCUACCUCGCCCUGUUCCUGGUGCAGCUGCAGCAGGAAGGCUACUCCAUCUUCGUGGUGGUGGGUGCGCUGCCAGAGUGCCAGGCGGAUCGAGCCCCAACCAGCGAAGAGCGCCAACUGCAAGAGGCACUCCAGAAAAGCCUUCUGGACGUGCAAGGUCGGCAGCAGCAGCAGCUGCAGCAGCAACAGCUGUCCGAAGACGAGAUGCUGCAGGCGGCCCUGCGUCUAUCCAUGGAGCCCUCCUGACCCCAAGCGGAGCACAGAAGCAGACGUUGUCUUCUCCUCGACAUCGAAGCGCGCGAUCAACAGAUCCACAGAACACUUGUAUAGUAGUAGGGAACCAAUAGGGGCCGCAAAAGGCCCUUCAACCCGAGGCCUGUCUCGCUGCCUUGGAAAAAAUGAAUAAAAUACUACCUUUUUUUCUCGUU